GCGGAGGGAGGAAACGCUCCGAAGGAUGUUAGGUCCUUCGACCAUGGUGGUGUGUACCACUUGAGCUCGGGCCGAGUGCGUGCCUCGGCGCGUGCACGAGGAGGAAGGAGUUCAUAGGAAAAAUUCCGAAAGGCAGAAAAGCCAGAAAUUGAUCGAUCGAUCGAUCGAUUGAUUGAUUGAUCGAGAAGGGGAGAGUUUCAAGCAUGGCGUCGCCGGGAGACCUGAUGAGCGGGGAUCCGUCGGGGUCCACCAAGGCUAGAGGGAAGGGGCUGCAGCACCCGACGUACGCGAAUCUGAUCCACGAUGCGAUCUCGAGCUUGAAGCAGCGCGGGGGGUCGAGCGCCAUCGCCAUCCGCAAGAGCAUUGAGCAGAAGGUGGGACCCACUCUGGGCCCCAACUACAAGAAGAUUGUGGGCUCGACGUUGUCGAAAUUGGCCAAGACCGGAAAGCUCAUCAAGAGCGGCAACACGUUCAAGCUGAGCCCCGAGUUCAAGAUUGAGCAUCUGCGCCGGAGACGCAGACGCAGACACCACAAGAAGGGCAAGAAGAAGGGCCGCAGACGACGACGCAAGAGAAGACGCGGCAGGCGCAGGGCCGGAACCACCACUUUGACGGCCUCGGGUGGCGUCGCGGUGGCGCGUCGUCGCAGACGACGGCGCAGGAGAAGACGCAGAAGACGGUCCCGCCGCCGCCGCGGCCGAAAGCACACCACCCGGUCUAGCUCCGCCCCGGGCAUCACUGGCUUGCGUCGCAGACGGCGUCGCAAAAGUCGCAGACGUCGCAGGAGGAGACGGAGAAGAAGCAAGGGCAGCCGCUCCCCCCGCCGCCGCCACAGCAGCCGAUCCAGCGGCGUGAGCCAGAGGAGAGUCCGACAUGCUUCGCACGUCCACAUCCAUGGCGGGCACUCGCGAGGCGGAUCUCCCGACUCGCCCUCCGGACAUCGAUCGCCUCAGCUCUAGUAGAUCCGCCCCGCGGUCGACUUCUCAGACUCUCCGGCCUUUUAUGAUCAUCAGUCUUCCGCAUUCUUCGAAGCCUAGCUAGCUUCUUCGAUCGAUCGGCAACUUUCUAGAGCUUCAAUUUUAAUCAAUCCAACAACAACAAAAAUUAUUCAUGCAUUCCUCCGCCACUCCAUCCCUUCCCGUUCCAUUGGCUGUGCUGGACCAUUUCUCUAACCACCCUCUUCUAGCCUCAUUCUCUCAUUCAUGAAGCUCCAUGGAACUCAACACAACGUCCAAUUUAUCUUCUGGCUUGGGUGCUCAUCCGAUCGAGCCAUUGGUCGAGCUUGACCGACGUCCAGUCGUCUGCCCCAGUCCUUUAUUUAUGCCCGUGACCCCCAAUAAUUAUAACUCAAAAAACCUCUUUCUGUUUGCCUCUCGGACCAGCCCCGUGGGCCAUAUCCAAGAAGACCAACUUGUUACAUAUGGAAUUAUAUGUAAUAAACUUGGCCCUUCUG
Molecule: messenger RNA, 1453 nt
Organism: Marchantia polymorpha subsp. ruderalis
Lineage: Eukaryota; Viridiplantae; Streptophyta; Marchantiopsida; Marchantiales; Marchantiaceae
Source: the annotation of a GenBank genome assembly